GGUGUGUCUCGUGUUUGUACGCGUCUCUCAAAACCACUGUACACACUCGAAGUGGCCCUAGUUUUCACAUUAAUGGCUUCCACGAUUGGAACAAUACAUUUGGGGGUCAAUCAUCAUCGACAACAUCAUCAUCAAUCUCUCACUGCGCUUUAUUUUUGCUAUACAAUUUUGACUUGUAGUAGUAGUGAUUGAGACUGUUGUUAGAAUCAGAAUGUUGAGUUGUGGAAUCAACUCCGAUUUGCCUCCGAUUCCACAGUGUCUGCCAUUGGAACCGAUUAAUCUGAGCAACCAGAAAUACACUCGAUCUGGAGAGCUUAGGAGGGUUCUUGGUGUUUCUAUUGGGACUGGUAAUAAUGCUUUGGAGGACUGUUGUUUGAAGAAUCACCCUCCUGUGGCCACUGAGGAACUGAAGAAUUUCAAGGAUUGUGUUCAAGAUGGUUCUAGAAAGGCCAGGGAUAGAGCAAAAAUGUUGAGUGAAUCCAUAUCUAAACUGGAUAAGUAUAGGAAAGCUUUAAUAAGCUCAAAAAAGCGACAGAGGAAUGAUCUCUUAUCAAACGAAAGGUCAGGUGGAGCAAGUGUGUCAAAGGUGGGAAGUCAAAUUCUUCGAAAUCCUAAUGAUCAUGCAACUCAAAGAUUUGAGGAUAAAACAACUCGGACCACUGGGCUUGGGCUUAAGAAGCGCAUUCGAACUUCAAUGGCAGAUGGUCAAUCAUCUGUUGUCUUGAAGCAGCAGAUUUUCAUGGAAAAGGAUAGAGAAGUGCUUAAGGCUGGUUGUACGGGGGAUAUUCAGAUUGAAGAAAAGAUUCAGAGAUUGCCUGCGGGUGGAGGAUGGGAGAAAAAAAUGAAAAGGAAAAGAUCAAUUGGAGUAGGUAUUACUAAUAGAGCCAUAAAUGGCGAGCAAGAUAUGAAAAGAGACACGCAAAAGCCAAAUGCUGAUACCAAAUUGCGAUCUUGUGAUGCUCUUGGUAUAAGAGCAAGAUCUUCACCAGGAUUGAGUGGAAUUGACAAGUUGGAUGAGUCUUUUGAGCCUGUUAGUUCGCAGUCUUGUACAGUACUGAGGAAUGAACUGGAAACUGUCCCUUCUCCAAAGGACCGUACAACCAUCUUAGAGGAAAGGAUUUCAGUUAAGGGUAUCAAUAAGCUCAGUAUCCACAAGGAGAAGCCAGCAGGCAGUCCCAGCACUGUGACAAAAGGGAAGGUUUCUAGAGCUCAAAGAACAGGUUCUAUCAUGAAUAUGGAGCCCUCUCCUCAAGGUCAUCCCUCAUCUGGAGCUCGUGAGGGCUCGGAACUACCUACAACUGAAAAUAAAGUUCCACCAUUAGGCAUGACAAAUAAUCACAAGCGUCCAAUGUCUACAGGUUCAUCUGCUCAUCCCAUGACUCAUUGGGUUCGCAAGAGACCACAUAAAAUCUCACGCACAAGGAGAUCGAAUCUUGUUUCUCAUGUCAUAAACAAUGAUGAAGACCAGAUCUCAUCUCAGGGCUUUGCAGCAUCUGAUCUUAGCUCUAGAUAUUCUUCUCAUGUGGACAACAAUAACCCAAAGUUAAAAAUGAAACUUGGGAGUAUUCCAUCUCCUAUUGGAUUAUCUGAAGGUGAAGAGUCUGGAGGUGGGGGAAGCCAAUUGAAAGGAAAAGGCGCAGAUAAUGGCGAGGUUUCUGUAAAUGCAGAUCAUAAUGAUGGGCCUUCUAUAUUGCUUUCAAGGAAGAACAAAAUACCUGUUAAGGAAGAAAUUGGAGAAGAUAUUCAUAGUCAAGGAAAAGUUGGAAGCUUUUUGUCCUCAAGUAAACCAGUUGUCACUCACACAAGAGAGGAAGGAGAAAAGUUUUCUACAACAAAGCAACUUCAAAGCAUCAAGCGUGGUUUUGACAAGAACAAAAGUAAAUCGGGUCGUCCACCUUCAAAGAAGCUGAAGGAUCGUAAAACUUCUACUCGUGCUGGGCUAGUGUUAAAUAGUUCUUCAGACUUUACAGGUGAAUCAGAUGAUGAUCAUGAACAAAUAUUAGCUGCUGCAAAUGCUGCUCGUAAAGCUAGCUACCUUGCCUGUUCGGGGCAGUUUUGGAAGAAAAUAGAAUACAUUUUUGCUUCCGUCAGCUCACAGGACACAUCAUACCUGAAGCAACAGCUUUCUUUUGCUGAGGAGCUAAAUGAGAGCCUGUCUCGGAUGUUUGGUGAUGAAUAUAAUACUUCGGGUGCUCUCAAUCAUGAAGAAGUUAAUUAUUAUUCUCGUGGAACACAUGGAGUCUGCUCAAAUCAAGAAUCAUCCGAAAGUGAUGCAUUUUGUGAAAGAGUUGACAUGGGAAGGAAACUGGACAAAGUUCCUUCACUGUUUCAAAGGGUUCUCUCUGCUUUGAUUGAAGAAGAUGAAAGUGAAGAAUUUUACCACCAGAAUGAUGGGAUAAAUAUAUCCUUUCAGUGUGCAAGUGAUGAUUCACAUUGUGGUUCGUGUAACCAUAUUGAUGUUGAGCCUAAAGAUAGGGACAGAAUGGAAUCUGAAGUUGAGUCAGAAGCGGGUCUGCAGAUUCAGAAGCAUUGCUUUUUGGACAGAUUUUCUUGUAAUAAGAGUGCUUCAUCUAAUACAUAUAGUAACCGAAGUGUAUCCAGUUCUUUAUGUAACAAUGAACAGUGGCAAGCAGACGAUGGUUUGUCUCAUUUAGAUUCAGGAUUUGUCUCUAGGAUUCCUCAGAAUGCUCUGAGUGUGCCACAUCCUACACAAACAAAUGUGUCUGAUAGUUCUUCCGUACACUGCCAGUAUCAGAUGCUGUGCUUUGAUGACAGAUUGCUUCUGGAGCUACAGAGCAUUGGCUUGUGUCCUGAGACAAUGACUGAUCUAGCAGCGGGACAAGAAAGGAUUAAUCAAGAUAUUAUGGAACUCCAAGGAGGCCUGUUCCAGCAGGUGGGAAGACUUAAGAAAAAUUUGGGGGAAAUUGAUAAAGCUAUUCAAUAUGCUAGAGAUUUGGAAAGACGGGACAUCGAACAGGUUGCAAUGAACAAACUGGUUGAGAUGGCUUACAAAAAACGCAUGGCUUAUCGAGGUAGUAAUUCUUCAAAAAGUGUGAUUCGUAAGGUUUCGAAACAGGUUGCCUUGGCUUUUGUCAAGCGUACUCUUGCUAGAUGCAAGAAAUUUGAAGAUACAGGGAGGAGUUGCUUUAGUGAGCCUCAUCUACAGGGUGUUAUCUUCCCUGCACAUUCAUGCAACAGUGAUGCACAAUCUAUUGAUUGUGUUGCCUCAGGGACUGCUAGUAAUACAUAUGAUGAAGCUUUCAACCAUAAAGCCGAAGCCAAGAGUUCAGCCACUGGUGCAGUCUGCAGUACUUUCAAGAGACCUGAUUCUCGAAUUAAUAAUGCGGAUCGAGGUUCUUCAGAUGCAUUGGGUGCUAUCAGUCCAUCUGAAAUUGGUCUUUUUAAGCAAGAACCCAUUUUAAACAAGGGCGACAAAAGGGAAGUUUUGCUUGAUGAUGUUGUUGGCAGUGCUUUCCCAAAACUCUCAGUUAUAGGCAGUAAACCCCACUGCUGGGUGAUGGAAAAGAACAAUGUGAGAGAUAAGGAGCAAAACAGAGAUAUAUUACCUAGUGAUUCUGUCUCUGGAUUUGGUUAUCCAUCACUAGGCAGCUUUAGGAGCGAGCAAAAAUCAAGAGCAAAGCCGAAGCAACAAACAAAUCAUUUGCCAACUUCAGGAAAUGGACUGCAGGCUAGUUUUAUGGGGCUGCCAGCUGCUGUUAAUGUUCCUCGGGAUUCAUCUAAAGAGGCAGAAAAAACAAUUGAUUUUGCAAACUUACAGCUAAAUGAAUUAGAUUCUAUCGAACUACGUGUGCCCAAUGAGCUUGCUGGGCAUCAAGAUCUGAGUUCUUGGUUGAACUUUGAUGAAGACGGUUUGCAAGACCAUGACUCUAUGGGUCUUGAAAUACCCAUGGAUGACCUCUCAGAGUUGAACAUGCUUAUUUAAAGGCCAUCUACAGUUGAAUAUGGAAAACUAUCAGCAAGUAUGUAACUAACUGGUCAAGCUGUGGCACACAAGUCAGAAAUUGUAAUUGUUGGUAGUACAUUCUUUGGCAUAGUUUUUUGAAGGACGUAAUUGAAAUAUCCUACCUUGGCAUUGUGUGAAAUUCUGCUUCAAUUUAAUUUACAACAGAAAUGUUGAGGCCUCUGAAAGUUGAAUGAAUAUAUUUCAUUACUCUUCAUUAUUCAA
Messenger RNA from Camellia sinensis, 4186 nucleotides. RefSeq names its product spectrin beta chain, brain. The record is from RefSeq and is a predicted model, not a curated record. NCBI's taxonomy places the organism in Eukaryota, Viridiplantae, Streptophyta, Magnoliopsida, Ericales, Theaceae.